AGAGAGAAAUAUUUUCUCAACGUUUACUUCCAACUUUCCCCAAAAUGGACACAACUCACUUGCAACGCCAGGCUGCCUUUGUGAGGAAGAACCUUUUUGAUCAGGGAUAUCUUGAUGAACAAUUUAUUCAGCUGGAGGAGUUGCAAGAUGAUGCCAACCCUAACUUUGUCGAGGAAAUUGUCACAUUGUUUUACAAUGAUUCGGCUAGAUUGAUCCGCAACAUAGAAUUGGCACUGGAGAAUAGCCCUCCUGAUUUUGCUAGGCUGGAUGAUUCUAUGCACCAGUUCAAAGGCAGCAGCUCAAGCAUUGGUGCCAAAAAGGUGAAGAAAGAAUGCACACAGUUCCAAGAAUAUUGCAACGCAGCGAAUGCUCAAGGAUGCAUCAGGACAUUCCAACAAGUGAAGCAAGAGCUUGUUAUUCUGAGGAGGAAGCUUGAAACUUAUUUCCAGCUCGCAAGACAAACCGCCUAAUGUGCAGAGUUUUAAUCAAAUAUCUCAAAGCUGAUGACGAGGACAUAGACAAACACGGCGUGAAACUAUAGUAAAUAAGUACCAACAAAGGGAGUGUGUAGAUAUCCUAUGUGUUUUUACAUCCCAUACAUGUUCUAGAAUCUACAUCCUAAUGCUACUAAUAAAUGCGACUUUCACUUCUCCAUAGUUUCCUUUU
Ilex paraguariensis (yerba mate) is the source of this 666-nucleotide messenger RNA. NCBI's taxonomy places the organism in Eukaryota, Viridiplantae, Streptophyta, Magnoliopsida, Aquifoliales, Aquifoliaceae. The record is from the annotation of a GenBank genome assembly.